UAUAAACAUGGUGUAUAGCCAAACCAUGUCAGUAUUCGUCAAUAUUUUGAAGAUAUUCGAACCUUAGGUUUGUGCACAAGACUCUUGAUUUACGAUGAAUUCGAUUUGUUUGUUUGUUUUAGUGGGUGGAGUGCUGUUCGCAUCAGUUUCGGCAAGUGAAGAGCUGGGAAAAGCGAUUAAAAUCUGUCGCCAACAAUUCCCAGAGAGUGACACACGAGCAACGCCAGACACCGAUUUCAUCCGAUUGUCCAAGAGCGACGAAUGCUAUUUGCACUGCAUUUUAAGUGCACAGAAAGUGAUUUUGCACGGUGCUCUUAAUGCAGAUUCAUUGCAGUAUGCGUCAAACAACGAUGUGACGACGAAAAUUAAAACGCAGUGCGGAACGAUACGUGAUGAAGACGAGUGUGAAUUUGCGGCCAAAGUGCAAAAGUGUAUUCAGAAUGUGCUGAAAACGACACCAGUCGUAUGAACGUCACAAACCUUGUUGUUUAAAUAUUCAAAAUAACCACAGGUCGUGCUAUUUAAGUUUUCUUGUUUAGUAUUGAGCCUAAUCAAUAUACGUCAAUGAAUUCGAAUUAUUAACAAAUAAAAAUGCGAUGAACUGGUUUAA
Sitodiplosis mosellana (orange wheat blossom midge) is the source of this 610-nucleotide messenger RNA. RefSeq lists its product as uncharacterized. The transcript is spliced from 3 exons. Gene Ontology annotation, molecular function: odorant binding. The record is from RefSeq and is a predicted model, not a curated record. The coding region runs from base 95 to 469 and encodes 124 amino acids. Lineage: Eukaryota; Metazoa; Arthropoda; Insecta; Diptera; Cecidomyiidae.